Messenger RNA from Harmonia axyridis, 1861 nucleotides. RefSeq lists its product as uncharacterized. The transcript is spliced from 7 exons. The coding region runs from base 222 to 1775 and encodes 517 amino acids. The record is from RefSeq and is a predicted model, not a curated record. Gene Ontology annotation, cellular component: ciliary transition zone. NCBI's taxonomy places the organism in Eukaryota, Metazoa, Arthropoda, Insecta, Coleoptera, Coccinellidae. Gene Ontology annotation, biological process: non-motile cilium assembly.
CAUACAUUAUUUCAUAUUUUUACAAAUCAAUAAAAUACAUAAUUCAUAAUGAAAUCGAUCUGAAAUGUACAGUUUAUUUUGAGUUAUUACAGCCGAAAUAGCUCAGUUGGGAGAGCGUUAGACUGAAGAUCUAAAGGUCCCUGGUUCGAUCCCGGGUUUCGGCAGUCUUUUGUUUUUCAUUUGUGUCACAAGUCAAGUCUCGUCAACUAAAUUCUUUCAUAAUGGUGGAAUUGCACAGUAUGAAAAAUUAUAAUGCCAUCCCUAUUCUGCAAGUUUGUAAAGGAAAAGUUACUAGAAUUUUCAGACAAGAACAAUUACUCUAUUCUCAAAACAAAGAUGCUCUGGCAAGAUCUAUUUUCAAACCAUCAGGUUAUGAAUCAGAUUCUAAUGAAGAGGAUAAAAUGGUUCAUUUUGAAUUGAGAAUAGUUAAAAUUAAAUUGGCAAAGAUUUUUUUCGAAUCAUUUGAAAUGGAAAACAACAUCUUCAACAUAAGGUGGCAAAUAGAGAAUUUCCCUGAAUCCAUAUUGAAUGUGCAUGUUGAAACUGAAGAAACUGAUAUAGAGUUAUCUAUUCUCUAUAGUAUAAAAAACUUCAAUAAAUUUUCUGAGUACCUUGAGUCGAACACCAUAACUUUCUCCGCGAACAUUGAAAUAAAUGGGGAGUUUGUAAGAAUAGCAACUGCUGAGAUUUUUCUCUCAAAGGCUUCGAGAUUACUUGGAUCCAAAGUAGAUGAUCAGGUAAAUUUAUGCCAUUUUAACGAAGAAGAAAAUAUUGAUAUUUCAAUAGGAUCAUUGCAUAUAUCCUAUCAGCUGAAUACUGAUAAGAAAUCUGAAGUAAAAAUUCCUGUUGGAAAGUCCAUUACUUCUAUGCUAACGAACUCAAUUUCUAUUGGAUCGUGUAGAACACAAUUAACAGAACGCGACUUCCAAAAGGUAUCAACCAGCUCUUUCCUCAACCCGAUUCAUUCGAGAGAAGUGGUGGUGUCAGAAUUAGAGGUUAAGAAAUUUCAAGAAGAUCUCUUCCUUGUUUUGAACAGGAACAAGGCUCUACGUACUACACAGAGCGAGAUCUCCAGGGAGUUGAAGGACAGGGCAGAAUGGCUCAAUGAAGAAGCCAUUUGGAGAAGGACUCUGCAAGAAUAUGCCAUUUUGAGUGGGAAGGAUCCUUUUGAUGUACAGUGGAGACAGUGGAGGAAUGCCGAUACUUCAAAGGUAGUUCUCCGUUCAUUCCCUAAAAAGGAGAUAGUCUAUACACCAAUUUUGGACCUCACGAUAGUCAAGGUUGUCUUCUUUUCAAGCACAACGCCUUACCAGAAGGUGGAAGUACGCCAGAUCUACGUAGAGUAUUCUUUCCUCAACAUGGAAGGGCCAUGUAUGGAAUCAGAAGAUACCCUACCUUUACCUCCCCCUAAUGAACCGGCUAUCUUUGCCUUUAAAAAGAGUUUUGGAUUAAAUUUGGAGAUGGAGAGGAGGAACUGUUAUCUGAUAUCGGAGAUGAUAAAAGAUAAGGUUCCUUUGAGAAUAUCUGUUGUUAGUGAACCUUUAGCUGACUACAAUAUUCCAAUUCAAACAUGUGAAGAGUUGGGGUAUUCGGAGGUAAACUUUUUCGAUCUGGUUCAGUUAGAAGAAAAUGAAGUUAACAUUGAUUAUCCAAUUUUGGAUUCGAGUACAAAAAAACCUAUAGGAAACAUGACGGUCGAAUUUAGUGGCAUACUAGCAAUGAGGAAAAUGGCUCUACUUGUACUUGCUCCCGAAGAUUACAACAUUAUUGUAUGAAUCAAUCAACUGCUGAACUCAACGGAAUAGAGAAUGACUUCUUGACGAUUGAUCCAAUAGAAAAAACCAUUAAAAUUUCAAUAACA